Messenger RNA from Nothobranchius furzeri (turquoise killifish), 2161 nucleotides. RefSeq names its product ALG2 alpha-1,3/1,6-mannosyltransferase (gene alg2). Gene Ontology annotation, cellular component: endomembrane system. Gene Ontology annotation, molecular function: alpha-1,3-mannosyltransferase activity; GDP-Man:Man(1)GlcNAc(2)-PP-Dol alpha-1,3-mannosyltransferase activity. NCBI's taxonomy places the organism in Eukaryota, Metazoa, Chordata, Actinopteri, Cyprinodontiformes, Nothobranchiidae. The record is from RefSeq and is a predicted model, not a curated record.
UUGCAGAUUAGGAAACAGGCUCCAUUGAGGCUCAAACCCACAAGUGUUGUUAGGCUUGUGUAGAGGACCGACUGGAGCCAAAAUGGCGUCUAAGUAACACAGCUUCCUGACCGCGGUUGUCGACAAGGAAGUCGAGUUACUCCCAAACCUGAGACAGUUAAGAGAAUCUAAGGAUGGCCCGGGUGGUGUUUCUCCAUCCGGAUCUUGGUAUUGGAGGUGCAGAGAGGCUAGUGGUUGAUGCUGCUGUUGCCCUGAAGUCCCAGGGAUGCAGCGUGCAGAUCUGGACGGCCCAUCAUGACCCGACACACUGCUUCUCAGAGACCUUGGACCCAGACCUGCAUGUGGUAUGUGUGGGUGACUGGUUACCCACCAGUGUGUGUGGCUAUCUGCAUGCCCUGUGCGCAUACAUACGGAUGAUCUAUGUGGCCCUUUACUUGGUCUUCCUCAGCGGUGUGGAUUAUGAUGUCAUCUUCUGUGAUCAGGUGUCGGUGUGCAUACCUGCUCUGCGACUGUCUCGUCGUCGGAAGAAAGUUCUGUUCUACUGUCACUUCCCUGACCAGCUGCUGACCCAGAGGAAGUCAGCCCUGAAGAAGCUUUACAGAGCUCCCAUUGACUGGCUGGAGGAGCGCACCACUGGCAUGGCUGACAUGAUUCUGGUGAACAGCCAGUUUACUGCAGGCGUCUUCAGGGAGACCUUUGGAAGUCUGAGCAGAGUCCGGACGGACGUCCUCUACCCCUCUCUCAACACCGCCGCCUUCGACCGGUCCUCCGCCGAAGCUCACGGCCUGCAGGGCCUGCUUCCUGAGAAAACGUCCCACGUGUUUCUGUCUCUGAACCGAUACGAGAGAAAGAAGAAUUUGGGCCUGGCUCUGAAGGCUCUGGCGGUUCUGAGGUGCAGCCUUCCAUCAGCUAAGAGAGCUGCUGUUCACCUGGUGGUAGCGGGAGGCUACGAUGAGCGCGUUACUGAGAACGUUCAGCACUACAUCGAGCUGAAAGAAUUAGCCGAGCAGCUCCACUUGGAGGACUGUGUAACGUUUCUGCGCUCCCCCUCUGACUCCCUGAAGGUGGCGCUGUUGCGGGUCAGCACCGCCGUGCUUUACACCCCUAGCAGAGAACACUUUGGGAUAGUUCCUGUUGAGGCCAUGUACUGCAGCUGUCCUGUUAUUGCUGUGAACUCCGGGGGUCCCCUGGAGAGCGUAGUGGAUGGAGAGACGGGCUUCCUGUGCGAGCCCACUGCCGACAGCUUCUCCAAGGCCAUGGAGAGGCUCAUCGGGGAGCCGCAGCUCUGCAGGGACAUGGGCCAAGCUGGGAGGAGGAGGGUGCAGGAGAAGUUCUCUCUGCAGGCCUUCUCAGACCAGCUGUAUGAGUACAUCAUCAGGCUGAGUCAGUGAUGGAAUAACAAGUGUGAAACUGCACAGCUGCAGAGAGAUGAGUGAAUGUGAAGUGAGAUAUCGUGGGGAUAAUUAAGCAUCAUUCCUUUGUGGAGGUUGCUGAGAGGGAGGAAAAGGCAGGAAUUCCUGCACCAGUUAAGAAACGAGACGUUACUAUCCCGUCUUUGGAAAAGAUCUUCAUUCCAAACGUGCGUGUGGUUACCCGGAGCCUGCAGUACGGAUCGAUUAUCAGAGGGGAAAUGUUUUGCACUGUUUGUGUUUUUCUUUUCUUCAGAACUCCUUUGCUUUUGAGUUUUAAGGGAUGCAGAAGAAGAAUGCCGUUAACGCCACGUGCCAUCGGGCAGCACACCGUUUCGGAUCAAUACGCUGGAUGCUUUUCCCACUCUGUCCGGAGCUUUGUUCCUGUCCUCGCAUUGAGAAGACGUUGGCCUGCGUGUGACUCCUGCAGCUGAGUGGAGGUUAUUAGUAGAUGAUGGAGUUUUUGGCUUCAUUAGAGGUCUGGCUGAUGGGCAGUGUGCCUGUGUCUGUGUCAUUAUCAAUGAGGAGAAUAGCAGAAGGUCAUUGUCUGCGCGGCGGCCUCUUCAGCCCUCCUACUGUAGAAAAAUGCUCUUAUUGACAUUCUGGAGUCUUAAUAAACAACAUAGUUUGUUACGAGUCCUACUUUGUCGGUAAGCUUUUGGCCUUUAAUAGGCUUUUGUGGGAGGAACAGGACCAUUGUUGAUGCGUUCGAUUGUACAUUGAAUUGCUGAAUAAAACAUUUUGAGACAAAA